Messenger RNA from Oryzias melastigma (Indian medaka), 1491 nucleotides. It is a transcript of the gene tmem248, whose product is annotated as transmembrane protein 248. The transcript has 7 exons. The coding region runs from base 374 to 1477 and encodes 367 amino acids. NCBI's taxonomy places the organism in Eukaryota, Metazoa, Chordata, Actinopteri, Beloniformes, Adrianichthyidae. The record is from RefSeq and is a predicted model, not a curated record.
CGUAUCUUGUACGUAAAUAACGCGGCGCUGCGGCGCUGUCACAACGCAGUGCGGGUACGCGCAGUGAGCCUCGUAGGGAGGACCCAUAUAUAUAUAUUAUUGACGCGAUUCCAGACUCUGGUGGAUAAUUUUCUCCUCAAACCUUCUGGGAACUAAAGGGAGAAGAAUGGGAAGCGGCGAUUGUUCGCAUGUCGACUGCCUGCUUUUUCCCGCCGAACACAGACUUUUGUUUUUCAGCGUUUUAUUCAGGAAGAACUAGCUUGAUUUUUAGCAUCAAGCUAGCUUAGAGGCUAACUUGUUAGUGAGGUUGCAGGCUUGUUGUGGCCCGCGACGCACCGCCCAGCUCACAUCUUUCACCUCCACGGGGAGAAAAAUGGUGUACUUGUUAAAUCCUAUAGAGAAUCUCAGAAGCUACAUCACCAACCGCCCGCCUCUGGUCAUUUUCAUGAUCAGCGUCAGUGCAGUGGCCAUCGCCUUCCUGACGCUGGGAUAUUUCUUCAAGAUCAAGGAGAUCAAGUCUCCAGAGCUGACGGAGGACUGGAACACCUUCUUGUUGCGCUACAACGAGCUGGACUUCUGCGUCUCGGAGAAUGAGACGAUAAAACACGGCCUGAACGAGUCCACGACGCCGGAGAGCCUGGUGGUGACCAGCGGCCAGGCGCGCUCCAGCACCCAGGCCCCCCUUCUACUGGAGGACUCCGGCCCCAUCAACAUAUCGGUCCCCAUCACCCUCACGCUGGAUCCCCAGCGCCCGUUUGGAGGGUAUUCCCGCAAUAUCACCCAUCUGUACGCCACAGUGCUGGGGCAGCAAGUGGGCCUUUCAGGCCGAGAAGCCCAUGAAGAAAUCAACAUCACGUUCACGCUGCCGGUCUCCUGGAGCUCGGACGAGUGCGUGCUGCACGGUCACUGUGAGCAGGUGGUGUUCAGCACCUGCAUGACCAUCACCGCCACCAGCAAUAUCUUCCCGGUCACAGUGCAGCCGCCACACUGCGUACCGGAGACGUACACCAACGCCACUUCCUGGUACAAGCUGUUCACCACGGUCAGAGACUCUGACACCAAAUACAGUCAGGAGUACAAUCCCUUCUGGUGUUACAAAGGAGCAAUUGGAAAAGUGUACCACGCUCUGAACCCCAAACUCACCGUCAUUGUUCCUGAUGACGACCGCUCCCUCAUCAACCUCCACCUGAUGCACACCAGCUACUUCCUGUUUGUCAUGGUCAUCACCAUGUUCUGCUAUGCAGUCAUAAAGGGACGGCCUGGCAAGGUGCGACCGGCCAACCCCGACUUCUGCCCAGAGAAGGUACAUGAGUCCCCAGCAGAGCUAGGUGACCUGCACAGGUGGCUUUGUCAGAGGACUAACAAGGCGGCGAGCUCUGCCAGGUGUUACCUGCAGCACGGACAGAAGAGCAGAAGAAUCCUGAGCGUACAUCCCAGCUGCCUUGGGAACACUGGGAAUCCAAUAAAGGACACAUAAGCUCUGUGAAUGCA